Molecule: messenger RNA, 1157 nt
Organism: Protomyces lactucae-debilis
Lineage: Eukaryota; Fungi; Ascomycota; Taphrinomycetes; Taphrinales; Protomycetaceae
Product: rac gtpase
Exons: 5
Coding region: 367-954 (195 amino acids)
Biological process (GO): small GTPase-mediated signal transduction
Molecular function (GO): GTPase activity; GTP binding
Source: RefSeq, a predicted model, not a curated record
AGUAGACAGAACGUUCCUGAUGAACUUCUUGCUCGAUGCUUCUCAGAGUCAGGCGUUGGCAGACAGCCCUGAAAUAUGCUUUGACAUCUCCCGCGCUGUUCAUGAGCUCAACAACGGCGUUGCGCAAGGACUCAGCCAGGCGAUCGCUCAAGGAUUUGCGCACGCUCCCACGUCACGGUCUAUCAUCUGCUUUGAAACUGCGAACGACACAAGUACAAGGUACGAGCUGUCAAGGCGCGCCCUCGCAGAACACAAAGUCGAUUGAGCGACACUCUUGUUACUGCGACACUUGUCAACUGUAUCUCAGCUCUUCCAUCUGUUCAGUCUCAUAAAUUACAAGCAGCGGCUGCAGCUUAAGUGCAUAGAAUGGCCUCACCACGAACGAUGAAAUGCGUCGUAGUCGGCGACGGCGCUGUCGGCAAGACUUGCCUGCUCAUCAGUUACACUACCAAUGCCUUCCCUGGCGAAUACAUUCCGACGGUAUUUGACAACUAUUCCGCUACAGUCACAGUGGACGGCGCGCCAGUAAAUCUUGGACUAUGGGAUACUGCUGGCCAAGAAGAUUAUGACCGUCUCCGCCCCUUAUCUUAUCCGCAAACAGAGGUCUUUCUAAUAUGCUUUUCCUUGGUAAAUCCUGCAUCAUGCGAGAAUGUGAAGAGCAAAUGGAUUUCUGAAGUGCGUCACCAUGCCCCGGACGUGCCUAUAAUUCUUGUUGGCACAAAAAUGGAUCUCAGAGACGAUCGCGAAACAAUCGACCGAUUAUCACAAAGAGGACAGAGCCCAGUCACCUUUUCUGAAGGCCUCUUGCUCGCCAAAGAGAUUCGUGCUGUCAAAUAUCUUGAGUGUUCCGCGCUGAAUCAGAAGGGCCUUAAAGGUGUCUUCGAUGAAGCCAUUCGGGCUGUUCUGACCCCACAGACAACAAGACGGAAAGAAAAAAAAUGUGCCAUCCUCUAGGCAGUCUCGUGAAUGUCGUUGCGCUGGUGGAUAUUGUGGAAGGAAGCUGAUGUCGACUGCGCAUUUGCGUCUCCAUUUACUAUUUUAUUAAAGCUAGUGGACUCUUAAACCAUGACUCUUUAUCUUGCAAUCGCCGCCAUAUUCCUCCGUGGCAGCCUCGACGCCUUCAUUGUCGUCAACUCAAAAUCCGGAUUGCCUGCCAA